AGAAUUCUCCAUGUUGUGUUGCGAAUGCACGCUAACUUAUUAAGCUAUCCAUACAGUCUGUUAAUUACUGUAUUGAGACUUGACUGCCAUUGCAUUUUCGGCAUGGCUAAAGAUACUAUUUAUCUAUGCAAUUUUCGUGUUUCUGUUGAUGGUGAAUGGCUAUGUUUAAGAGAACUAACUGAUGUUCAGUUUGAUGCGAGCCAACUAACUUCUCCCGUGCAGAAAACUUAUGAAGUUAAAGAAGAAAAAGAUCCUGUAGCCAUAGAACGUUCAAAUCUUUUGAAUGUGAUUAAAUUAGUUGUCAAAGAGCUCAUUGAAUCCUCCCUUAAGUACGGUAGACAACUCGACUCAGAUCAUGUUCCUCUGCAACAUUUUUUUAUUCUUAUGGAGCAUGCUAUGAGACAUGGUCUGAAACCUAAGAAAGGUCUUCUGGGUCCUAAAAAAGAAUUGUGGAAUGUAAUGGAAGCUGUAGAAAAAUACAUGCCUGAAGCUUCAGAUAUUACCUCAAGUGUCAGGGAAUUGCCAUCUGUAAAAACUCAUUUAGGUAGAGCAAGAGCAUGGCUUAGGUUAGCAUUAAUGCAAAAAAAAUUAGCUGAUUAUUUCAGAAUGCUAAUUGAUGGAAAAGAUGAGAUUCUAAGUGAAUUUUAUGAAAGAGAUGCUCUUAUGAUGUCUGAAGAAGCAAUUGUUGUGGGUGGUCUUUUAGUUGGAUUGAAUGUCAUAGAUUGUAAUUUAUGUGUUAAGGAGGAAGAUUUGGAUUAUCAACAAGGUGUCAUUGAUUUCAGUCUAUAUUUAAGAGAACCAAAUGGUGAAGUUCAGCCUAUUGAAGGUGUAGAAACUAGCAACUUCACUGCAGUCUUAGAUCAGAAGAAUUACAUUGAAGAGCUGAAUCGUCAUCUCAAUGCUACUGUAACAGAUUUACAACAAAAAGUUGAGCAGCUACAAACCACGAAUGCAUUAAUGAAAGAAGAUUUGGCCAUAUCAAAAAAUCAGAUUAUUACACUUCAGGAUGAAAAUGCACAACUAAGAAAAAUCUGUGAUAAAUUGACAAAAGAGAACAAAAAGAGGCUUGAUGAAAUUAAGGCUGAUAUGAUGACUGAAAGAGAAACUUAUCAAACAACUCAAGUUGGCCUUGAUUCCAUGUACACAGAUAUCAGAAAUUCACUGCAAGAAGAAAUGGCUAAAAGAAAAGUUGGUAAUACAUGGAAUGAUCCAAUGCUAACUUCUCUACAGGAGUUGGAAGUUGAAUGUGAGCUUCAAAGGACAUUACGAGAUGAAGCAGAAGUUGCAAUGAAGCUCCUUGAGAAAGAUAUACAUGAAAAACAAGACACUAUUUUAUCCAUGCGACGGCAGUUGGAAGACAUUAAAGCUAUCAAUCUUCAACUUUAUAAUAAAUUACAGGCCUGUGAGAAAGAUUUGAAGAUGAAAACAGAUUAUUCGACUGAGCUUGAAUCAAAAAUUGUAGAGCUGAACAAGUCUUUGCAUGAACUGGAGGAUAAGAGUUAUGACUUAGUGAAUCUCAAAAGUAAAAAUGAAGAAUUAGUGAGGAAAUUUGGAGCUCAAUUAGCAGAAAAGGAUCAAUCAAGGUCAGUUUUGGAAUCAGAUCUGAAGAUUGAAAGAGCUCAAAGAGCUUCAUUGCAAUCAACUGUUGAUAAUUACCAGAAACAAAUAGCUUCACUCAAGGAUACAAUUAAAAAAUCUCAGUUAGUAAACCAGGAAUAUGAAAAAUUAAAGGCUAGCUAUGCAGAUUUACAGAGGUUGCAUUCCGAGCAUGAAAGAACAUUAGAAGAAAUGGGAAUUCAGUUAAAAGAAUCAAAAUUAAAAAUCGAAGAUUUGAAAGAAAAUCAGAUGGCUAUGAAAGAAGCAGUAUGGACUCAAGAUAAACAAGUUACAUACUGUAAACAGUGUAACAAACCCUUUUCAGUAGCUAGACGGAAGCAUCAUUGUAGACAUUGUGGCGAUAUAUUUUGCAACUCGUGUUCUGAUAACACUAUGCCACUUCCUUCAUCAGCUAAACCAGUACGGGUCUGUGAUACAUGCUACACUCUUCUGCUACAAAGAUACUCAGCUACUACAGAUUAUACUUGAUGGGACAGCAAGCAAAUAAGUUUUAGAUUAUUGAAAGUAUACAUAUGUACAAAAGUGGUUUUGUAUGCAUUAUAUAUUAUAUACUAUACAUAUAUAUAUAUUUCAAGUUGAAAUAAGAGAUUUUUUUAUAUUGCAGAAAUGAAAUAUCAAUUGCUUUUUAUGGAAUGUUUACAAAUUCAGAUUGUGUAGAAAAUAAUAAUAUUGUAGCUUUGUUUAAAUAUGAUAUAUAUAUUAAAAACUAUAUUAAAAACCUUUUUGGAUUGAAUAUUAUUUAUAAAUAAUAUUUCAAGUUGUGGCUUUACGUAAAUAACAGUUACAAAUACUGCUAUAAAAAAAACUUUUUGAAAAUGAAAAAAAAAAAGAGGGAAAUCUUAUUGUUUGAUUUAUGUAUUAAAUUUACUAUAUAAAACUGAUUAAAUAGUCACUUAUGAGAGCUUCCUGUGCAUCAUGAAAUUGUCCAAUUAAAAUACUGUUAAAAGAUGUUUAUUUUUUUUUAUAAUGGAAUAUAAGUAUAUUAAAAAUAUUAAAUGGUGAUUGUUUACCAGAAAGAUUGCAUAGUAUUUAUCAUAUUUUUUAUGUGCUUGAACUGUUACUUUUAUAUAAAUUAAAAUUCAAUGUAUUUAUUUAUUCUCUUUUUAUAAUUCACAUUGCUACACUGUAUCUAAAAAUAACACAACUGAAUGCUCAUUUGCCAUUAGUUUAUCAGCACAUUGAUUUUCUUUAGUAUAUUUGUGUAUAUUUUAACCUAUUAAUUAUAAUUUUACUAUAUUUUUUUAUGGAAACUGUGUUAAGUUAUUCAGAUACUGUAUAAGUGAAAUAUAGAUUUACUUUUAACAAAUUUACACAUGUAUUUGCCUCUAAACAGAAA
Argiope bruennichi is the source of this 2953-nucleotide messenger RNA. RefSeq names its product RUN and FYVE domain-containing protein 2-like. The record is from RefSeq and is a predicted model, not a curated record. Lineage: Eukaryota; Metazoa; Arthropoda; Arachnida; Araneae; Araneidae. Gene Ontology annotation, molecular function: metal ion binding. Gene Ontology annotation, cellular component: cytoplasm. The transcript is spliced from 17 exons. Bases 25 to 2085 code for a protein of 686 amino acids.